AUGGCGGUGGAGAGUAAUUUGUCGGGUUUGUGCAGUAACCUCCGAUUUAAACAAAGGCGGGAAACUUCAACUAGUAUGGCCAUCCUCGGCAUAGGCGUCGACCUCGUUAACAUUCCUCGUAUAACGGCGCUUCUCAGUCGCAGGGACCCUCAAAGAUUUGCGUCUCGGAUCCUUAGUUCAGAUGAGCUUGCUCUCUGGCAAUCAAUGCCACUAAACCGUCGAGUUCAGUUCUUGGCCGUUCGAUGGGGGGUAAAGGAGGCAGCGUACAAAGCAAUGUUUCCUGUGGCAAGACCGACGUGGAAAGAUCUGACCUACCAUGGGGCAAAAGUCGCCGACAACGGGCAGUGGCAAAAACCUUCUUUAACAUACCGUCCACCGGGCUCUAGCAUCCCUGUAAUCGACCAAAUACACGUCUCCGUUAGCCACGAUGGGGACUACGUAUAUGCUUCUGUGCUAGUCGAGGGCUAUUCCUGA
Laccaria bicolor S238N-H82 is the source of this 474-nucleotide messenger RNA. RefSeq lists its product as uncharacterized. The record is from RefSeq and is a predicted model, not a curated record. The transcript is spliced from 2 exons. Gene Ontology annotation, biological process: fatty acid biosynthetic process. Gene Ontology annotation, molecular function: holo-[acyl-carrier-protein] synthase activity; magnesium ion binding. Bases 1 to 474 code for a protein of 157 amino acids. NCBI's taxonomy places the organism in Eukaryota, Fungi, Basidiomycota, Agaricomycetes, Agaricales, Hydnangiaceae.